AACCUAACCAAGUAACCAAUAGAUUACAGCACUAUUUUCGUAUAAAACCUCUAUAUAAAUAAAGCCAAUAUCAUUCUCAAAGAAGAUACUAAUUUCAACUCUCUUUCUCUCACAAACCGAAAACAAAUUCCAACAUGAAGAAGACCUACAAGUUUCAAAGCCUCUUCUCUUCUCUCAUCUUCCUCAUAAUCCUGCUAUCGAUUUCGAGAGACACCGCCGCCACCGACUCCGGUAGUGUCUGCCGUCAUCCGCCGUCACGAAACAGCUGCAAGACAUGCAUGGCGGAGCAAAUGAAUUACGUUUGUCCUAAGUGCGUGCCGGUGCUCCGAUGCAUGGCUCGUUGCCUUUGGGGAGGUGUGAAUCAGAGGAAAUGCACCACCACGUGUGGUUGCGACACCACGGCCAAGCCCUCGCUGUUCGAGUGUAAACGCUGCGUUUCCAGGUGUAAGUGUAGUUGUGCGGCUUAAGAAACACGUAACAAUCGACUUUUUUUAAUUAAUCUCCUCUUGAUGUUUGGAACUUGGAAGUAAUAAUAAUGUAUCAACUGCUGGAUCUUUUGUAGUUUAACCUUUAUAUAUGUUAUACAUGUUGAUUAAUCCGUACA
This is a messenger RNA of Camelina sativa (false flax), 604 nucleotides long. RefSeq lists its product as uncharacterized. NCBI's taxonomy places the organism in Eukaryota, Viridiplantae, Streptophyta, Magnoliopsida, Brassicales, Brassicaceae. The record is from RefSeq and is a predicted model, not a curated record.